Phanerochaete carnosa HHB-10118-sp is the source of this 1582-nucleotide messenger RNA. RefSeq lists its product as uncharacterized. The record is from RefSeq and is a predicted model, not a curated record. NCBI's taxonomy places the organism in Eukaryota, Fungi, Basidiomycota, Agaricomycetes, Polyporales, Phanerochaetaceae. The transcript has a single exon. The coding region runs from base 101 to 1546 and encodes 481 amino acids.
GGGUACCUGGCCAUUCAAAUCCUCCCUUGCUCUCAAAUAUCCCUUCAAGCCUGCGGAGGUGGCGGACGAUAUCGAAUCCUUCAUCUACAUUAUACUAUAUAUGGCGAUGAGAUUCCACUUCCACGAGUUGUCUUCUUCAGCCUCGAAAGGCUCGUCUCUCGAGCAACAGAGGGCAGCCAACGCACAAAACGAGAGCCUUGCUUACCGCUUCUACGAAGUAUUCCAUGAAGCGGACCGGACCCACGGCAUUUGCGUCGGCGGCUUUGUGAAAGAGCUCGCCAUCGAAGCCACUAGGGUUCCUAUCAAACUCGACCGACCAAACGGCCCUACGCCUCUGGAGCGCGUCCUGCAGAAAGCGUAUAGACUACUGCAUCGUCAUUAUAAGCGGGUGGAUCAAGCUGAUCUCGAUCGGUUUGCAGUGGCUCCGAAGGCAGGCAGGCCGAGCCGACUGGUCCUUGAGACAGGCAUUGGAAAGGAAAAAGACCCGUCUCAUGUGGCAUUAUACGACCACGACUCCAUGAAUGUCACCCCCUAUCGCGUACCCUCGUCUUCCUCCAGAUCGUCCCCGAGCUCGGUCUCCAGCAAGCGUUCCCAUAGACCCCUUGACAGCCACAGUGCCAUGAGCGAGAUACUGCGGUUAGCAUUCUUCGACGACGACGGGAAGCCCCUCGAUAUCACCGACUACCUGGGUGACUGUCUAUACGAUCAAUGCACCAACCAACCAGUAAUGACUUCUUCGCGCAGGAAGAACUUCACUGGAGUGGCGCUGGCACAUAUUCUGGCCAGGUCGCUCGAAAGCAAGGCCUCGGAAAGCAACGAUAGUGGGUCCGAGGUUUCAAGCCAGCUCCCCACCAUCGAAGAGGUGCCCGAAGAAGACCGUGGCGCGGAACAGUCCAGUCCUGGUUCUGCGCCGCCGAUCGCGGGAAUAAGGGUCUCAAGGACGGCAAAUCCCCCCAAGGAAACGCUGAAGUCGAAGAAGACUACGACGUCUAGAAAAGAUUCCCUUCCCCAGAAGGCAAAGACCGCCGCUGUCCAGAAAGCGGAGACAUCUCGCAAGUCUUCACUUCCCAACACAGAAGCACUGACCUCCGCAUGGAAAGUGACCUCGAGGGCGAAGCUGACUGCAACCACUAUCAAGACUUCUGCGAAACUAAAGGCCAGGGUCGUGGCUUCGGAGGUCAGCCGCGAGCGCGAGGCAUCGAAGGCUGCUAAUACUGCCGUCACUGCGGACAAGACGUCGGUUGCUGCAGGUGCGGUGCGGAGGUCUGCACGCCUGGCGACGAAGCAGGAGGACAACGCGCUUCCGCCACCCAUAACCGGCAAGCGUAAACGGGGCGAUGAAGCUACAGACGCUCAGAGUGUGCAGUUUCGCGCGAAUGCGACACGAACACGCAAGAUCACUAGCACUACGCGGGACAGGUCGGGAGCGGAGCCUGCUGUCACGCCGAAGCCUAUCGCGUCAAAGGCUACCACGGCGCGAAAGGCGAAGGCAGCGUCGGAAGCCCCCGCAAGAAGGUCAACUCGCCUUGCUGCUAAAAAGGCUUGAGCACGGGGGUCUUAUCAGUACGUUGUAUGCAGCUUU